Messenger RNA from Aspergillus pseudonomiae, 867 nucleotides. RefSeq names its product alpha/beta hydrolase. NCBI's taxonomy places the organism in Eukaryota, Fungi, Ascomycota, Eurotiomycetes, Eurotiales, Aspergillaceae. The transcript has 3 exons. The record is from RefSeq and is a predicted model, not a curated record. Bases 1 to 867 code for a protein of 288 amino acids. Gene Ontology annotation, molecular function: hydrolase activity.
AUGAAAGCUCGCGAAUAUAUCUAUAAGAAAGGAAAUGAAGACGAGAAUAUUCUUGUUGACGUGUACUGGUCAGAAUUAUCCUUCAAACGUAGCAGUCCCAUUGCAAUUAUCUUCCAUGCCGGUGGUUUUGUUAAAUGGUCCAAAGAGGUCGUUCCAAAAUCCGAGAUCUCUACUCUGACAAAAUUCGGGUUCGUGGUAUUAACGCCAAACUACAGACUAUGUCCACAAAUAUCUGUCUACAAUGGACCGAUCACGGAUUCUCGGGACUGUUUGGUGUGGGCAGCCAACGAAUUCCCUGGAUUGUUGCAAAAUGAGCCAAUGGAAGUAGAUCCAACUCAAAUUGUUACCAUGGGACAUUCUGCAGGUGGAUAUACCCCGGAAGUCCCAGUCACAGCGAUUCUUGACUUCUAUGGCCUCAAAUACUUUUCCAAUCCAAUGUGGCGACUACCUAUUCUCGAAUUUGAAAAAUCAUCCUCCUGGCCACAAAAGUACAUCGACAAGAUCUACGAGGGGUACCAAGUUUCCGCAUCGGCGCGUUUCUUGGGGAGCGAUACUCUUCCUCCGAGAGAUGCAUGGCUCGCUACUUAUAUGAAACAGGGAACCUUGUUAGAUGAGAUAGUCAAGAAUGAAGAUAAGAGUUGUAUUGACGAUACGGCUCGGCUUUCGACCUCGUUUCCACGAACCAUGUUUAUUCAUGGUACAGCAGGUACAGUGACCCACCAUCGUUUUAGUGAACGGGCUCAUGAAGAAUUGAAUGGGUUGGGGGUCGUUACAGAUCUGUUGCUGGCAGAUGGUGAGGAGCAGGUGUUUGACUUGACCUUGGAAGAAGAUGACGUGACCUUUAUUAAGUACGUAUUACAAGGUUGA